Amorphotheca resinae ATCC 22711 is the source of this 2052-nucleotide messenger RNA. RefSeq lists its product as hypothetical. NCBI's taxonomy places the organism in Eukaryota, Fungi, Ascomycota, Leotiomycetes, Helotiales, Amorphothecaceae. The coding region runs from base 78 to 1961 and encodes 627 amino acids. The transcript is spliced from 2 exons. Gene Ontology annotation, molecular function: flavin adenine dinucleotide binding; oxidoreductase activity, acting on CH-OH group of donors. The record is from RefSeq and is a predicted model, not a curated record.
UGCACACUGCGGUCCAAGUGGGAAAACAUACCUACUACUGAACCCUUCUCAGCUUUCAUCGGAAAGAUUGCGCAAAAAUGCCGGGACCUACUACUGAUCCUGAGUCAGUGCCCUCCCUCGAGACGGAAAAGUUCAACUACGUGAUUGUUGGCGGGGGGACUUCUGGACUCAUCGCCGCAUCCCGUCUCACAGAAGACCCGAAGGUCAAAGUUCUAGUCCUCGAAGCCGGGGCCAAUCGUUUAGAUGACCCUAGAAUCACUACUCCUGGUCUGGCCGCGUCGCUGUAUGAUGAUCCCGACUUCGAUUGGUGCUUCAUGAGCCCACCUCAGAAACACUUGAAAGGGCGUCAGGUGGCUCAGCCCAAGGGAAAAGUCCUGGGCGGAUCCACUGCUAUCAACCUGGGGAUGGUGAUCUACCCCUCCGCGGCGGGCUUUGAUGCAUGGGAAAAGCUUGGGGCUGCUGGAUGGAACUGGAAGGCCUUGACCCCCUAUUUCCGAAAAUUCCACAAAUUGACACUGCCGUCAAAAGAAUCCCAAGAUGAUCUUGUCUUGAGUUAUAUCGACAAGGAGAUCCAAGGAACAGACGGGCCCAUCCAGUUCUCCUUUGGAGAAAGCGAUGCAUACACGCCCUACAACAAGGCAUGGCCCAGAACUUUCGAGACCUUGGGUUACAAGCUCACGGGAGAUCCUCUAUCUGGCGUGGCUGUCGGUGCCUUCACCAAUCCUGGCAUUGUUGACCCCGUGACGAAGACCCGAAGUCAUGCUGGCAGUCAUUACCUGCAGGACCUUACCUCCCGGCCGAACCUUCAUGUACUCACAGAAGCGCUUGUGCACAAGAUUAUUUUGAAAAAGAAGGACGAUGGAUCCCUCUCCGCCGAAGGGGUUGAAGUCGUAACCAAAGACGGCGUCAAGAGAAACAUCUUGGCAAGUGAAGAAGUGAUUCUUGCCGCAGGAACCGUCAAAACGCCACAGCUUCUGGAGCUUUCUGGUAUUGGCGACAAGAAGCUCCUAGAAUCACAUGGCAUUCAUGUCUUGAUUGACAAUCCAAACGUUGGUGAGAAUCUUCAAGAUCACGGCUACGUUCCGUUCAGCUGGGAAGUUGCGGACGAUCAGAUUUCAGGAGAUAUUUUGCGUCAGCCCGAAGUGGCCGCAAGUGCGAUGGAAGCAUACCAGAAAGCAAAGGCGGGACCGCUGUCCGGCGUGCCAAUCGUAUCAGCGUUUAUGCCCAUUCCAGACCUCAAGAAAGACGAGUUGGAUCAACUUCUUGCCAAGUAUCUCGACUCUCAUGAGUAUAAGAGCUUUCCAGCCCAGAAGGAGCAGUUUGAGAUUCUCCGUGAAAUGCUAUACGACCCCACAUGUGCUUCUGGUCAGUACACUCUGGCACCAUUCCAGAUUGUCGCCAGAGAUGGGCCUGGGUGUAAAGGCAUCUACGGCAUGGGUAAGGAGGGCAAUUAUAUCAGCAUCGUUGCCGUUUUGAACCAUCCUUUCUCUCGAGGAUUCGUGCAUAUCAACUCCUCGGACCCAACUGCCCAGCCAACAGUGGACCCACAAUAUUUCUCUCAUCCACUCGAUCUCGAGCUCCAUAGCCGACAUACCCAGUGGCUAGAGACAUUGGCCGCAGCCGAACCGAUGGCUUCAUUAUUGAAGAAGGAUGGUCGCAGGAUUCAUUCCGAUAAGCCUGUGCAUGACCUAGAGACUGCGAAGGAGAUUGUGGAGGAGACCUUCGUCUCUCAUUACCAUAUCACGGGUACCUGUGCCAUGUUGCCCGAAAAGCUUGGAGGCGUGGUGAAUGAGAGGCUGUUGGUAUAUGGAGUUCCCAACCUGCGGAUCGUGGACGCAAGUGUCUUCCCCAUGAUCCCACGAGGGAAUAUCCAGUCGAGUGUAUACGCAGUUGCUGAGCGAGCUGCCGAUAUCAUCAAGGAGGACCGUCUGCAGCGAAAGAUGGAGGAUGCUAAGAUAUAAGUGGUUUAGGAUAGGCGGCACGGAGAAGAGAACACUCCUCUGACUUACAUCCAUACCAUACCUUAGAUGCCUCUAUUAGUCGUUUAGAACG